Molecule: messenger RNA, 1281 nt
Organism: Aricia agestis (brown argus)
Lineage: Eukaryota; Metazoa; Arthropoda; Insecta; Lepidoptera; Lycaenidae
Product: venom acid phosphatase Acph-1-like
Exons: 8
Coding region: 94-1245 (383 amino acids)
Biological process (GO): dephosphorylation
Molecular function (GO): phosphatase activity
Source: RefSeq, a predicted model, not a curated record
ACGACCGCGCACACGCCGGUCUGAUACUAAAUUUUUAUAUAAAUUUAAAUUUAUUUAGUUUAGUUUUUUUGGAGUAAUUGGCAAACUACAACGAUGAUGUUCCUGUUGUUUCUUCUGGCGCUGGUUCGGCUGGAGCUGACGGACGCCUCUGUCACCAGCAGGCGAGGGCAGGAUCGGGAGAUGCUGCUGGCUUUCGUGGUGAACAGGCACGGAGAGCGGUCUCCUGAUGCUGACGAGCUAUCCCUGGCUGAGGAUCCGGAAAGGAUCAAGAACAUUACCUACAUUGAGGGUCUGGAGGGACUUACCAAUGUCGGCAAACGCAGGGCAUACCAGAUCGGCAAAUUCCUGCGUCAACGCUAUGGGCCUUCAGGCUGGAAGCUGCUCUCCCAAAUCUACUUCCAGGACGAGAUUAUGCUGAGGAGCACCGACAAGGAGCGGACGAAGAUGACCGCUAUGAUGGCCAUGUCGGCGCUGUACCCACCGGCACCGGAGCAGCAGUGGGACGAAGGCCUUGGGAAGGUCUGGCAGCCCGUGCCAUACACCGCAAUACCGCUGUCUGAAGAUUACCUCCGCUACUACUCCAACUGCCAGCACUUCAAGCAGCUGAUGUCGGACGCGAAAGCCCAGUCCCUUCGCGAGGAGUUCGCCAACUACACCGACCUGAUCGCCGUGAUCAAGGCCAACACCGGGAGGGAUUUCACUGAAGAUGUCACCCUUUUCCAGGUCUUGUUCGACUUGUUCCGGAGUGAAGUAGCAAUGGGUCUGGAAAUUCCAGAAUGGGCUAAGCCCUUGAUGCCCAGACUGGGAGAAGCUGCCAAGUUGGCGUACAGACUGUACUUCAGAACAGAUGAGAUGAAGAAAAUUGGAGGAGGCGUGAUCCUCAACGACUUCCUGGAGGCAGCCAGCGCCCUGGCCGAGGGCAAGACCGUCAAGAAGCGGUUCCGCAUGUUCUCCUCUCACGACUUCAACAUCGGCUCGCUGAUGGAGGUGUCGAAGGUGCAGCAGCAGGAGCAGAGCAUCCCCGAGUACGGCUCGCUGUUUGGGCUCGAGCUGUAUAGAUCCAUCAGCUCGGGAGAGCUGACAGUAUUACCCAUCUACCUCCCUCACGCUGGCGAGUCCAAGGUCCAGCAGCUCCACUUCGCCAGCGGUGACACCAGCUUCGACCGGUUCCGGGAGAGCACCCUGGAGUACGCCCUCCCCGAACACGACUACUACAAGAUCUGCAACAUCAAAACCGAACUGUGAUAGCUAUGCAUUGUUGAAUAUAUUUUUUUACAGUUA